Molecule: messenger RNA, 2415 nt
Organism: Drosophila willistoni
Lineage: Eukaryota; Metazoa; Arthropoda; Insecta; Diptera; Drosophilidae
Product: protein regulator of cytokinesis 1
Exons: 1
Coding region: 275-2359 (694 amino acids)
Biological process (GO): mitotic spindle midzone assembly; microtubule cytoskeleton organization
Cellular component (GO): cytoplasm; mitotic spindle midzone; spindle
Molecular function (GO): microtubule binding
Source: RefSeq, a predicted model, not a curated record
UUGUUCGUUUGAAAUACGCAGAUUUAUUUUCCAACACUAUAUUUCUAAAUAUAUUUAGUGCGAUAAGUCGAUAACGUGAUGUACAUAAAGCACCACCUCUAACCGCCAUUGCUUUUUAAAUUUACCGAACACUUUGAAAAAGUUGGCGUCCUUUUUUUUUAGAUGUAGAACAGCAACAAAAUUAUUUUAAAAUACAUCAUAGCUAACAAUACGUUUAUAAAAAUCUGAAGUGCACAUUCACGGAAAUUGAACAGACAUAUUUCAAAAAAAGAAAAUGGACCACACAGUUAAAUUGGAAAUCCUUGAGGAAACGUCUGCAUACGUCGAUCGUCUGCAGUCAAUGUGGAUUCAUAUGUUUGAGCCCAAAACAUGCGAUGAGUUUCUUUUGCGUCUUAAGGAGCAUGUGAAUAUAUUCUUUGCCGAUGUAAUUAACGAAUCGACACAAAAGGAACAGAUAAUACUUAGCGAAAUAGCCAGUCUGAAGACUGAGGCCGAGGACCUUAAUCGCCUAUUGAAUGAAAAGGUUGUCGUAGGUGAGCGGCCCGAGGACAUGCCCCUGGUGAUGUGGCAAUUGGAAUUGGACAAAAGCAUUGAGCACCUUCGAAAGGACCUGAACGAACGUCGUGCUGAAAUUUUUGAGUUGCUUCUGCAACAGGAGCAGCUGUGCGAUGAACUGGGUGAAUUGCCUCUGCCCUUGUUGGCCGAUCCACUACCUAAAGAAGACGAAUUGUUUACAUUUCGCGAGCACUUGGAAAAAAUGCGUGAUAAACGUGAUCAGCGGCUCAAGGAGAUGUACGAGUUGCGUCAGGAGAUUAAACAGCACAUGAAGACACUGGAACUGCUGCCCAUAAAUGAGAAUGUUGAGCGUCUAUUGAAUCCCAUCAAUCAGAAUCUAACACCGGAGACAUAUGCCAGUCUUCAGAAACUGCGUGAAACUUACAAGGCACAAAUCAAGGAAAUGGAAACCGGCAUUAAUGAGAUGUUUGAGAAAAUACAAAAGCUAUGGGACCGUCUCGGCGACGAGGUGAUCGAGCCAAAGCAAAGGACACGCAUUGAGGAAUGCAGAUCGAAAUACAAUCAGCAUACAUUCGAUAUACUCCGCGAGGAGGUGCAACGCUGCCAGACCCUAAGAAGCCAGAAUCUGAAGCGUUUCAUUGAGAAUCUACGUGUGGAGAUCUACAAGUGGUGGGAUCUCACCUUGAAGAGCGAACAGGAGCGCAAGCGUUUCUAUAAUUUCUUCAAUGAUUUCUACAAUGAGGAUUUGCUCGAGCUGCAUGAGUUCGAACUGGACGAUCUGAAGAAUUACUAUUAUAAGAACAAAACCAUUUUCGAGCUAUUCGAGAGUCGCGGUACUCUCUGGGCUCGCAUGGAGGCUUUGGAGGCCAAAGCCAAUGAGCCGGGUCGCUUCAACAAUCGUGGUGGCCAACUACUUAAAGAGGAGCGUGAACGUAAGGCUAUUACCUCGAAGCUGCCCAAAAUUGAACAGGAAAUAACCGAGCUUGUUCAGGAAUAUCAGGAGCGAGAGAAUGCUCCAUUCUUGGUGUUUGGUAAGAAUAUACUGGAACGCAUUGCCGAAGACUGGGAGACUAAGAAGAAGAACCGCCCGGUAUAUGCUGGCAAAAUGUUGCCACCACCUACACCCACACAGGCGCCACGUACUCCCAUGUCCAUGCGCAAUGUGUCGACCUCCACAUUUUCAUUGAGAAAGACACCAUCUCAGGUCAAAUUGACUACGGGUAGCACUGGCAAUCUAAAUAAACGCCGCCAUCUGUUGACCAGCGGCUCCUCGACCAAUUCUGUUAAUGAAACGGCCACGCCCAAUGCCAAGCGCAAUCUAAUAUCCUUCUUGAAAUCGCCCGUACCGUCGCCACGUAAUCGACGUCCACCAGCGCAGCGUCAGUUGUCAGCCAAAACCUCUAAGAAUUCGCCCUUGAGGCGUGUACGUGUCUUUGAGAACACCAUGCGACGCAGUGGUGGCCUUGGACGACGUAGUAUGGGCAAGAAUCGCAAUGCUGCUGCUGCCGCUUCUUCAACCAAGGUAGCCAUACAAAUUCAGCCGCCCACCGAUGAUGAGUAUGAAUAUUUACCGGAUGAGAAUUGUAAUCCAGAUGCUGCUCAUACUGCAGUUGGUGCAGAUCCCAAUGAUACCUAUCAGGAGUUUGAGCCAUCGGCAAGAUCAUCCAUUAUGCCAUUGGGUCUGCGUCAGCCACGUGUCCUAAUUAAGCCCAAGUCCACACCGUCAAAGCCAAUGGCCAAGAAGAUAAUGCCACAACCAUUGGAGACUGAUGAUGAGAAGCGGCGUCAACGCAAUCUGCCCGAGCCCCGUAGCAGUCGCAUGUGGCGGCCAAACAAAGUCUAAUUAUAUACUUAAUGUUAAAGAGAUUUAAUAAAAUUAUAAUGUACCUUAGUACCCUA